Molecule: messenger RNA, 1514 nt
Organism: Vigna angularis (adzuki bean)
Lineage: Eukaryota; Viridiplantae; Streptophyta; Magnoliopsida; Fabales; Fabaceae
Product: transcription factor bHLH63
Exons: 7
Coding region: 182-1366 (394 amino acids)
Biological process (GO): regulation of DNA-templated transcription
Cellular component (GO): nucleus
Molecular function (GO): DNA-binding transcription factor activity; protein dimerization activity
Source: RefSeq, a predicted model, not a curated record
CCUUAACACUAUUCCAGUGUUUCUCCCACACCGUGUACUCAACUUCCCCGUGACCCUACGUCGUUUUUUCUUUUUGUUUUCCACACACACCGCGUGGCGCGUACUUUCGGAUCCACUCCUAGCCCAACAACGUAGCGGUGCCUAAUCCUUAGGAAUAACGAAUAACCUUAACAACCUCAACAUGUUGCAUUGUCUGAACGGUUCGGGGAAUCUAGGAGCCAGUUGUUCGGACAUGACAGUGUUGGAAAGACAAAGGGAAGCAACCACGAAGUGGCAACACCACCAUCACGACAAUCACCCACCUUACUAUUCCGCAACGGAGUUUCACGUUAACCUCGUUUUCUCUUCUUCUUCCAACAAUCUUCCUCAGAGCCAGGGCUUGGUCAUGGCGCGUGAACGUGAUGAUUCCGCGCUCUCUCAGGUGUUGGCUCAUUCUCUCAAACCCGACCCGGGUCUCUGCCCCGAAUUGGACACCGGAUUCGGAUCCUCUUUCGGUUUUUUACACAAGGAAAACGAUAAGAAGAGGAAGGCGCUGAACUACAAGGUUGCUGCGGAGAGUGAUAACAAGGACAAGAGAGUCAAAGUAAGUGGUGAGGAAGGAGAAUCCCGAGUGACAAACCAAACCAGCAACAGAAACGGCAAAUCCAACGCAAAUAAGAACAACAGAGAAACAUCUGCGGAUUCUUCGAAGAAUAAUUCGAAAGGCUCCGAGGUUCAGAACCAGAAGCGGGAGUACAUUCAUGUCCGAGCGCGUCGUGGUCAAGCCACUGAUAGUCAUAGCUUAGCUGAAAGAGUCAGAAGGGAGAAAAUUAGUGAGAGAAUGAAGUAUUUGCAAGAUUUGGUUCCGGGUUGCAACAAAAUUGCAGGGAAAGCUGGAAUGCUUGAUGAAAUCAUUAAUUAUGUUCAGUCUCUUCAACGACAAGUCGAGUUCCUAUCAAUGAAAUUAGCGGCUGUAAAUCCAAGCAUUGACGAACUGUUUGCCAGAGAGGCGUUUCCUUCAUGUGGUCAAGGUUUACCCAACAUUGGGAUGGUAUCAGAUAUGAGUAUGUGUAACAAUCCCUCGUAUGUUCAGUUGAAUUCGACACAGCAACUUGUAUCAUGUUGUGGUGGAUUAAUAAAUAACGUGGGGAUGAGCCCUUCUAAUAUGGGACUUCGAAGGAACAUUAGUACUACACAUGUACCUUUGCCCGAAGCGUUUAUUGACUCGUCCUGUUUCACUCAAAUUCUACCCUCUUCCAAUUGGGAUGGUGAUUUUCAAAGCCUUUACAACGUUGCUUGUGAUCAAGGGAGAGCGGGAGCAGCAUCUUUUCCUUCUCAGCCAUUUACAGGUGUAGUUGAAACUAGCAAUCCGAAGAUGGAGAUGUAAACGAGAUUAUCCAUUUGAUUUUGUUGGAUUGGCUCAGGCCGAAGAACUUUAUGGAGAUUUUUUCUAAGUACAUAACAUAUAUUUGUUGUAUACUACUCCGUAGAAUAAAUAACAUCAUAUUAGUGGCUGUUAACUUCAGUCACUUGCA